Molecule: messenger RNA, 1603 nt
Organism: Oryza sativa Japonica Group (Japanese rice)
Lineage: Eukaryota; Viridiplantae; Streptophyta; Magnoliopsida; Poales; Poaceae
Source: RefSeq, a predicted model, not a curated record
UCCUCGGUGUCGUGGUUAUCCAAGUCGCCGUGGUCGUUUGGGCCUACGUGGGCUUAGGCCGGCCCACGAAAAAAAUACUUGGAAGAAAAGAUCUCCUCGCGUGAGCCGACGCCGCGAGCGAAGCCCGCGGCGACACCACCACCCACCAACGUUAGCUUCUGCGUGUGGCCGUGGGCGCGCGCUCCGCCCGCGCCAUGACGACCGCCACCGCCAUCGUCGCCGGCCACGGCCUCGCGCUGCGCCGGAGCCUGCACCUCUCCAAGCCCAGCUGCGCCACCUUCUCCGCGCGCGCGCUUCCGCCCGCCGCCCAUUGCUGCCGCACCGUCGUCGCCGCGGCCGCGCCGUCGUCGCGGACAUGCCGGUGCCGGUCCGUCUCCUCCGAGAGCUCCACCGCCGCCGCGGCCGACACCGCCGACGACGAGGAGGAGGUGACCAAGAGCGACUCGGAGGAGGAGGAGAUGGACCCGCUGGCGGAGGUGUGCUACCUGGACCCGGAGGCGGACGCGGAGGGGAUCCGGGAGUGGGAGCUGGACUUCUGCUCGCGCCCAAUCCUGGACGCGCGCGGGAAGAAGGUGUGGGAGCUGGUGGUGUGCGACGCGACGCUGUCCCUCCAGUUCACCCGCUUCUUCCCCAACACCUCCAUCAACAGCGUCACCCUCCGCGACGCGCUCGCCUCCGUCGCCACCUCCCUCGGCGUGCCCCUCCCCGACCGCGCCCGCUUCUUCCGCUCCCAGAUGCAGACCAUCAUCUCCCGCGCCUGCAACGAGCUCGGCGUCAAGGCCGUCCCCAGCCGCCGCUGCGUCUCCCUCCUCCUCUGGCUGGAGGAGCGCUACGAGACGGUGUACAGCCGCCACCCGGGCUUCCAGUCCGGCACCAAGCCGCUGCUCACCCUCGACAACCCCUUCCCCACCAGCUUGCCGGAGAAUCUCUUCGGCGACAAGUGGGCGUUCGUGCAGCUCCCCUUCUCCGCUGUGAGGGAGGAGGUGGAGUCGCUGGAGAGGAGGUAUGCGUUUGGGGCGGGGCUCGACUUGGACCUCCUGGGGUUCGAGCUCGAUGAGAACACCUUGAUACCUGGGGUUGCCGUGGAAUCUUCGCGAGCCAAGCCUCUAGCUGCUUGGAUGAACGGUCUAGAGAUCUGCUCAAUGGAGGUUGACACGGGCAGGGCGAACCUGAUCCUAUCGGCGGGGGUCUCGACCAGGUACGUCUACGCCGGGUACCAGAAGAGCGCCGCGACGACGCAGGAAGCCGAGGCCUGGGAGGCGGCGAAGAAGGCCUGUGGCGGCCUGCACUUCCUGGCCAUCCAGGAGAACCUCAACUCCGACGGGUGCGUUGGUUUCUGGCUCCUGCUGGACCUUCCCCCGCCGCCUGUAUGAUUGAUCCUGCAGUCCGGAGAGUAGCAUCUAGCAGCGUGUGUUUCCAUCAAAGAUCACUGUGUAGUAUGUGUAGCUCCAGUAACAAAAUUUUCAAUACAAGAUCCCUUCCAUCUGUACUACACACUGGUGUACUAAGGAGGAAAAAAAGAAAAGAAGAGGAGAUAAGGGCUCUGUGUGUUUUCAUGUGAGAUAUGAGUUUCUUAAGAAAAAAAAAGGAAUAAGUUCACUUA